Elgaria multicarinata webbii is the source of this 1425-nucleotide messenger RNA. It is a transcript of the gene ENDOV, whose product is annotated as endonuclease V. Bases 25 to 891 code for a protein of 288 amino acids. Lineage: Eukaryota; Metazoa; Chordata; Lepidosauria; Squamata; Anguidae. The record is from RefSeq and is a predicted model, not a curated record. Gene Ontology annotation, cellular component: cytoplasm; nucleolus. Gene Ontology annotation, biological process: DNA repair. Gene Ontology annotation, molecular function: single-stranded RNA binding; RNA endonuclease activity producing 5'-phosphomonoesters, hydrolytic mechanism. The transcript has 9 exons.
AGUAGGAAACCCGGGCAUGGUGCAAUGGCGAACGGAACAGGAACGGAGGCGCAACUGACGGAGGAGACAUUGCGCUGCUGGGAGCGUGACCAAGCCAAACUGAAGGCAGAUGUGAUUGAACAGGACACACAGGAGUGGCAGACCAAUCCCUCAUUUGCUGGCCUAGAAAGAGUUGGAGGACUGGACCUGUCUUAUGUCAAAGGCGAUGACACAAGUGCCUGUGCAUCACUGGUGGUCCUCAGCUACCCAGACCUCGAGGUGUUGUAUGAAGACAGCCGCAUGGUGGCUGUACGUGCCCCCUAUGUGGCGGGUUUCCUAGCCUUCCGAGAAGUCCCUUUUCUUGUGGAGGCAGUGCAACGGCUAGAGGAGCGAGAGCCUGGUCUUAGGCCUCAGGUGCUUCUCGUAGACGGAAAUGGCAUACUCCAUCACAGAGGAUUUGGCAUUGCCUGCCAUCUUGGUGUACUCACAGGUCUGCCCUGUAUCGGUGUAGCCAAAAAUCUCCUGCAGGUGGAUGGUUUGGCCAAUGAUGACCUUCACAAGGAACAGAUUCAAGGCCUUCAGGCAGGAGGGGAGACAUUCCCUCUAGCAAGCAGCUCAGGGAAAAUCUUGGGUAUGGCCUUGCGCAGCUAUGCCAAGAGCACCAAACCUGUGUACAUCUCCAUGGGCCACAAGAUGAGUCUUCCAUCAGCUGUGCGCCUGGUCCACUCCUGCUGCAAGUUUCGGAUUCCUGAGCCCAUCCGGCAGGCAGAUAUAAGAUCCAGAGAAUACAUCCGGAAGCACUUGGAGGAGGCCCCCUCUGCCGUGUCACCUCAGCCAGAGAGGCCUAGAAGUUUCCCUGUUCUGCCUUCCUCCCUCUCCAGGACGAGUGAAGACACAGACUCCGAACAUUAACAUGGCAUCAAGGAUGGCUGGUUUCCGGCCACGGAUUUCCCUGUGCAGAAGUACAACGAGGGGCCACAAGGGAGCAUCAGUGGCCAGAGGAUUAGGGCACUGAUCCCUAAGUACCACAGCUGUGUUGCUGACCACAUUUUGUGGCAGAAAAUCCGUGUUUUGUUUCCAAAUGCAGAGUGAGGGUCAGACUAGAUGUCCUGUUAAUUACACAAAAACCAAAAAUGUGCACAUCAAAUGCAAUGCAAAGAGCAGUUGUAGGGAAACCAGAGUAGCCUCAAGACCUGUGGGGUAGAGAGAGGGGGUUUAACUCUUCCUCUCCCUGCUAUAGUUCCAUCCCUUCUCUAAAGCUGCUACUCGCUUUAUGGCACCCAUGGAGACUUCGCUUGAAAUGCAGAUAGCAACUUCAGAGUAGCAAUUUUUCUUAUGACCAUAGAAGGAGGAGGGAGUGGCUUAAAAUUCCCCUCCCUGCACCUCCCCCGCUAGUCAUGAGGUACCUCAGGCUUCUUCAUAGCUGCUAUUUAUAUAUCUAGCUUU